Messenger RNA from Neurospora crassa OR74A, 2125 nucleotides. RefSeq lists its product as hypothetical. Gene Ontology annotation, biological process: fungal-type cell wall organization. The record is from RefSeq and is a predicted model, not a curated record. The transcript has a single exon. Bases 628 to 1707 code for a protein of 359 amino acids. Lineage: Eukaryota; Fungi; Ascomycota; Sordariomycetes; Sordariales; Sordariaceae. Gene Ontology annotation, cellular component: plasma membrane; cell cortex of cell tip.
GUUUGCGGGGGAUGACAGCCAAACCCCUUCAACCUCACACGGUCCGGGAACUGUACAGGUUCAACUUCUGUUAGUACUACUGCGCCACCAGUUGGCCGACACAGCCCAGUUACUUGGUGUCCACAAUUGCCCACCAGCUGAAGAUCCUUCCAUCCUUCCGGCCAACCAGCUCAGCCAGCUCAGCCAUCGCAUUUUGUGAUCAUCUGCUGCUGUCAGCACCCGACUGACAAACAAAAACCCGAAAGCAUAUUUGUAUGUUUUGACGGCCCUUCUUGUUGUGGUCUUGGAACUGUUCUCUCUUCUCUCAUCAUUUUCCUGUGUAUCCCACAAAUCCGGAUUCCCUCGAAUAUCUCAACUCGAGUCGACAUCACUCAUCAAGUCAAUAAUUUGGCGAUACAAUUGGGAUAAACACCCCCGCCAACCUAACUCUCAGCCUAACGUUAGCACGACACCUAACCCAGCGCGUUUCCCCUCCCCCGCACGACCUGAAUCGAUAUCGAUACUGUUGUCGAGUACAACGUCACAACCGACUGACCCACGAUCCGAGCACCACUACGUACCUUACUACUAGUAACCUAGUCGCCGACGGCCGACAACAACAAGAACUACAAGAAGAAUAACAACAAGAUGGGUGUCGGUCGCGUGGUCUGUGUGGCCCUGCCAUUCCUGCUCACAGUAGCAUCGCUAGUAGCCCUCCUAGUAGGCGGCCUAGCAGGCGUCGCCGACAAGUCCAUGUACAUGUUCGACGUCAACCUUUCCAAUUUCUCCAUCUCGCUCGCCGACGCCGGCGAACUUUUGAACCUGAACGAGUCCUCCAUCCUCAAGGCCGGCGCGCAGCAGAUUUUUGGCCGUGACGUCGAGGCGACCACUAUCGACGACCUGACCAAGCGCGACGAUUCCAACGGCGGCCUCACCAACCUGACGGCGUCCCUGCUCGGCUUCUACGACAUCUACGACAUCUCCCUCUGGGGCUACUGCACCACGGCCCACAACGGCACGCGCGAGUGCACCAAGGCCAAGUUCAACUGGGCCGAGGACGCGCUGAACGGCACGCAGCAUGACAUCAACUCGCUGCUUACCCUCACGGGCCAGAACGUUACCCUGCCCAAGGAGGUCACGGACGCGUUCAAGACGUACGUGACGGCCAGCAAGUGGGCCCAGAUCGUCUUCAUCAUCGCCCUCGUCGCGCUCGUUGUCGAAAUCGUCUUUGGCAUCUUUGCCAACUGCUCGCGCGUCCUUUCGUGUCUUACGUGGUUGGUCGCCGGCAUCGCGGCCGUAGCCGUGUGCGGUUUCGCUGCCCUGGCCACCGGUAUCUCGGUCAUUGUCGUCGGCGCCGUCGAGACCGUGGCGGGCAAGUACAAUGCCGAGGGCGAGUUCAACAAGCGGUUCAUGGUGGCUAUUUGGGUGGCUGCGGCUUUUGCGCUGGCGUCCGCCUUUUUCUGGAUGUUCACCAUUUGCUGCUGCGCGCCUAGCUCUCAUGGUGGUCAUCACUCGAGCAGGAGCAGCAGACGGAGUGUCGGCAUGGAGAAUGAGAAGCUUAUUGGUAGCCCGUAUCAGCCGGUCGGUGGGUACCAUGCUCAUGGUGCCAAUGGUAAGCCGAGCCAGGGCUUCCUCGGUGGUGGUGGUGGUGGAUAUGCUAGCCAGCCGCAACAGCAGUAUGCUAAGCGCGAUAUGGCUUAUGAGCCUUAUUCCCACCAGAGGAUCUAAAGGGGGUUUGAGGAAGAUAGGGUGUGGUGGGUGGCGAUGGAGGAGCACUUUCACGGGGUGUUGUUAUGACUCUCAGCGAGCGAAAGGUUUUUACUUUGCUCGCUUUAUGACUUCGUUGGGGAUCAUCUUUUAUUGGUGCAUUUCACGGCGUUUGGAAAACUACUAGAUGGAGAAGGGCGUCUAUGGAUAUACAUACACACAGGAGGACAGUUUGUCUGCUUGUAUGCCCAUUUUCGUGGAUGAUGAUGAUGAUGAUGAUGAUGAUACCUAUUCCUUUAUCGUUAGUUAUUUACUAGUUUUCGAGCUAUAACCUGAAAUGGACGAAACAUAUCUCGUACAACUUACAGCCUCCUUUUUCCUUUCUAGUAGUGAAACAUGAAGAUUCAACCAUCCUCAAGCAUCCUUUUCCCUCUUUCCG